UGUUGAGUAGACUUUAAGGACUUCUUCAUUUAAAUACUAGCAAAUAUAUAAGUCGUUCCUCUUUUAUUCAGACAGGUGGUAGCAUAAUAAGUCCUGCUUCUCUGUUUCUUUUACUGAAUCUGUUUUACAGAACUCAUACGGAAACGGGUGGGUUGUUUGUUUUACAAACAUGUAGCAGAUUGGCCAUUUUAAAGGAUGCUUUAGAUAAAUCUCUAGACUGCAGUUGAUAAUCUUUGAGUUGUUUCUAGUGUUUUUUGCCAAAUGGUAUUAUGUGGAAUGAUUCUGUAUUAGGAUAAGGAUUUUGAAAUUAAGAGGGACUGAGGUUAAUAAGGUAUUUUUUGUUGUUUUGCAUUCAGUUAAAUGGGCUACACUAAUUGCUUCAAGCUAAUCUCUGAGUGGGCCCUUAGCUUCAGAAAAAUCUCUCCACUGCCCUUCAUGCUCUCUUGCUUCCCUUAUUGCUGGAGUAUCUAAAAGUAUCUCUUUCACUACUAUGAGAAUAUUUCAUUAUAAAAAUCCCUCCUGUCCUUAUUCCUAAUUUUUAAAUAAUAGAAACAAAUCUUGUUAACCAUUUGCAUAUGCUUCUCAUAAAUUAAAUGCAAAAAAUGACCAAAGCACAUAUCGUCCUCUUUUCAGCAUAUCACUUAGACUCCAUCCUCCAUCCGCACGUUCUUCCACUGAGUGCUCUUGAGUUGCCUCUUUCAUCCUCUCGUCACCAAAUAUGGCACCUAAGAGCUUAAGUUACAGAAGCCCUGUACCACACUUGACAUAUAGGAUACUCCCUUAUGGGAAACAGUUGAAAUCUGGAAAUUCAAAGUAGCUGCAGGUAUAUCACACCUGUUUCUUCUUGCAGCCCCACUGUAGGCGUCACUUCCCACUAAACCAAGAGUGCUCUCUUGUGAGUUGACUCAGCUUUUGAGAACUAACUCCUCGCUGUCCAGAACAGGUAGUAAAGUGAAGGUUCUUGAUAUCUGCUUGCACUUUUGUAGAACCUAGCAGUAGAAUGUGAAAAAGUACAGAAAUUGCCAGAAAUGUGAGUCUUAAGUAAUUUAUGAGGGAUAGAGACUUUCUCAUGGUUGGCUUUUUCACUGAUGUUACCACAGAUGUUUUCACAGAUGGUUAAGGUCAUUCUGUCUAUCAGAAACUGGCUCAAGAGAUUUCCCAUCUAGUUUUGAGAAAUUAAAACCUUUUUGUUCUGUGUUAUGGGGGACAACACAUGAUGGCCACCACAUCCAUUUUAUUGAUUGUACUAUAACUUCAUCUUGCAACUCUAGUUCUUGGUUCUCUUAUCCCUUCUUAGUCUGUUCUCCAACUGAUUAGUAGUGGUGGUGGCAGCAGUGCUGUCUUUAGUCCCAGGAGGUAGAGGCAGGUGGAGCUCUGUGAGUCAAGGCCAGCCAGUGCUAUAUAGUGACGUUUCAUUCAUAUAUAUAUAUAUAUAUAUGAAUAAUAUAUAUAUAUAUUAAGCAAAGUAGAGGUAGUACAGUGAAUUGUAUGCCCAGAGUUUCAGGAUUCUGAUAUAUUUAUUUAUUCUUGGUUGAAGCAUUUUAAAGCAAAUUUCUGACACCGUUUGUUUUACUCUAUUUUAGUUGUCAUUAAAAGUAUAUAUACUCCUAACAUCUAUAGUACCAUUACAUAACAGCCUAUUUUAGCUUUGAUUUUUUUUUUUUUUUUUUGAUAUUAUCUAGCAGCAAGUAGGCAGACUACUGGGUCAUUUGUCUACAAUAAGCUAAGAAGGACUUAUAGCUUAUACCCUUUGUUUUAUUUUGUUUUUUGUUUUUCGAGACAGGGUUUCUCUGUGUAGCCCUGGCUGUCCUGGAACUCACUUUGUAGACCAAGCUGGCCUGGAACUCAGAAAUCCGCCUGCCUCUGCCUCCCACGUGUUGGGAUUAAAGAUGUGUGCCACCACUGCCCAUCAGCUUAUACCCUUUUAAUGGUAUGUUCAUGAGAAUGGCAGUAUAUCUUAUUACACAUUCUCAGUUGCCUUAUAUGCUAAGCUAACAGCAUUUAUGCUACUGAUGCCCGUGUUUUUGAUUGAGUGAACUAUUGGAAGAGCCAAAUAGCCUGUACUUAAACAAGGAGUUAAGGAAACUUUGGCUUCUGACUAGAUUGUGAAGGCAAAUAAAGUGUUUGUGGUUCAUGCAGUUGAGGCCAGUUACUAGCCAAUCAUACAUUCCCCAAGGAAAUGAAGUGACUAAGGAUAAUGAAAAUAAUUCAGUCUGUCAAGUAAUUGAUGGUGAGUUUGAAUACAUGGCUUUUUGUCAAAAGGAUCAGAGUUCAGAUUCCCAUGUGAAAAGUUUAGAGUUGUAACACCAUAUACCUGAAAUCCUAGCAGUCGGGAGGAGAGAAAUCCUGCAAACUGGGUAAUUUACAACAAACAAAAACCGUACUGCUCAUAGUUCUGGAGCCUGAGAUGUCCCAGGUUAAAGUGCUGGCAUGUCCUCAGACCUUCUUGCUUUGUUUUUGUUUUCACGUGGUAGAAGGCAGCAUACAACAGAAAAGCAGAGAGAACCUUAGUAAGACUUCUUUAUGAGGAGCCCAGGCCCACAAUAAUGGCAUCAAUACACUGUAACAUAAAGACAGUGCCUCCAUGGCCUUGUUAUCUCCUGCCAGGAACAGUAUCACACUUUUGUAAUCCCAGAUAAUUGACAGGCUAAACCUGGUAUCUCUGAGUCUGGGACUUCAAGUUCAAGGCCAACCCCAGUAACAUUGUGAGACUUGUCUCAAAGACAAAACAAAAAUAUUUUAAGAAAACACCUGCUUUAUAUUAUAUUGGCAAUUAAUUAAGCAUGAAUUUUGUUUUAAUAAGGUGUUAAACUAUAUGAGAAAAUGAUCAAGUAUGCAUUUUAUUCUUAACAGCUCUUAGAGGAAGAAUUGGAUGGGGAUAAGAAUGAAGGCAGAAAGAUUCUAGAGGGCAGGAGUCAAGGCCUAGAAGUUGAUGUUUAUACUAUAAAAUCAGCCUUAAAGGAUGCUUUGCAUGCAAAUGAGAGAAGAAGACAGAACAAUGGGGUGGAUAAUAGGAUCUAUCUGUAUUUGGAUAAAAGGUUUUGAACCAAAGAUACAUUUCUAACAGACAGCUUCUAGGAGUGAUAGAGGUCAUAUAUAGACAGAGCUGUCUGUCCAGAGGGGAGUAGUUCUGCAGAGUCAAGAGGAAAGAUUAAAUGAGGGGAGCAGGCACAUCUGAACACCAGCAGCUCUGGGAAGGAAGCACCUUAUCUAGAAAAAGUGAGUACAGUGUGCUCUGAGGUAAAGAAAUCCACUUGAGUAGAUGAGGCUUAAAGGGAGAUGAGCCACUAAACAAACAGGAUGGUGAAGGUAAUACACAAGGGAAGCGGAGUGGAUGGAGUUCUAAAUGGUUUUUCUUUCUUUUUUUUUUGAUAUUUUAAAAGCUUUAUAUUUGAAAAUAAUAAAUGUACAGAAAAAUUCUAAGAAUAACAACAGCAAAAGAAGGGGGAUAGAGAGAUGGCUCACCUGUUAAGAGCACUGGUUCUUCAGAGGACCAGGAUUCAGUUCCCAGCACCUGAAAGGUGGCUCACAGUAGUCUUUAUCUUCCUUUCUAAGGUAUCCAACUCCUGGCUUCUUCAGUCACCAGCCACACAUACAUAUAAGCAAACAUUCAUAUACAUUAAAAUAAAUUUUAAAAAUAGUGAAAGAAACUUUUAUUCAUAUUCACCCGUUCUUAAUAUUUUAUUUAAUUUUGUCCUCUUGCGUUCAUAAGCAUUUCCCCCCAAGUUGAGGAUAACUUAAUACAUCAUAGUCCAUCAACCAUAGAUAUAUUGUUGUAUGUUUUUAAAUUUAAAAAUUAAAUUUCAAUUAUUUAUUUGUAUGUAUGUACACAUUUGUGCACAGCACACCUGUGGGAGUCAGUAGACAAAUUGUGGGAAUUUGUUUCUUCCACCAGGUUGGUCCUGACAGACCCAAAGGCCUGCUGAGCCAUCUCAGGAUAUUUUUUGAAGGAUAGGUAUUUUUUUUACCUAACUACAGUACAGUUGUCAAUUUCAGUAAACUUAAAGUUAAUAUUUCUUUUAUUUUCCAACUUUGUCAGCUGGCACUUUUUGGUUGUUGUUGUUUGGGUUUGUUUGUUUGUUUGUUGAGACAGGUUCUUACUGUGUAGCUGUGGCUAUCCUAGAUCCCACUAUGUAGAGCUGGCUUUGCCCUCACAGAGAUCUGCCUGCCUCUGACUCCCAAGUGUUGGGAUUAAAGGUUUGCUACCACACCCAGCUCUGGCAUUGAAAAAAAAAAAAGAAAGAAAAAAUGUUUGGCUUCUUUAGCCUGUAACAUUUCUAGAACUUUUCUUUGUCUUUUGAAGGUUUGAAAAAUAGAACUCCUCCUCCCCCCACAGCCCUUUUAAUAGAAUAGUCUUCAUUUUGAAUUAAUCUGUUUUCUUAUGGUUCAGUUCAUGUAAUAAAUUCUUCUAGGUUCUGUCCCUCUCAGGAUGUCAUUACAGGAAGCAUAUGAUGUAACUCUGUUCUCACUAGAAAUAUUAUUGUAGAACAUCUGUCAAAGCUUGCCUAAUUUCAUGCAUAAUUACUGUUUUCUCUCUAAUGAACAUUCUGAGAAGGAAUAUUUAAAUUCAGAAAAUAGCCUGUUCUUUGUCGGAAUUUCUCCCCAGACUUAGAAUUCAUUGGUCACUUUUGUUAUCUACUUUUCACUCUGAUAGUUAUAGGAUGCUAAUUUAUUCUGUUGUAAUCAAGAGGUCGCCCCUUUUUCCUGGCUUUUGUCUGUGGGGACUUGUGUAGUCCUGAUUUAGUAGCUUGUCAUUACUGUGCUUACUUGUUCCUAAACUGGAUGGUCAGGCUGGCUUUUGUAGUCUUACAGAGCGCUCCACUCAGCGUUUCUGUUCUUUCCUUACUCGCUGGUAAACACCACACACAGCUCAUCCUACAGCUCUGUUCCUUGCCACUUCUUUGAAGACUUUCUUCUGAAUAAGGGAUACUAGAAGAAACCAAAACUUGAAGCGCUUAUACCACUGUGAUGAUAGUUUUCCUUUUGGCUUGCUGGCAACCAGUGCUAAGGGAUAUUAUCUAUGUAGAAGUAAAACUCUUAUGUUUCCUAGCAUCUGUACUUUUCCACUUUCUGAUGAUAUAAUACUGUACAUCCUGGAAAUGACUACCUUGUCGAUGAGACGUUGUACUUCUCUAGUACUCCUCUGUGUGUAUUUCAUAGCUUAGGAAGUUGAAAUGGAAGGUCUAAAAUUGAAAAGUAAAUGGAUGGAAAAUCUGAUAUAUGUGGACAUGGCAGAGUAUAGAUAAGGUGAAGAAACUGCUGUACAAAGAAGUUAAAUAGCUAUCCCAAAGGUCAUAUAAUGUCAUAUUUGAAGACAACCAUGGAGGAUGAGGAGUCGUCUAAAAAGAAUGAAAAUGAUUCAAAUGCAGACUCUCAGUGCCCAAGUGUGGGAUUUUUUCAUAAGGAUCAUAUGCAGAAAUCUAAGACCGGUGACACUUGUGACUUGUUUCCUAAAUGGAAAAUACUGAAGGAAGGCAAAAGUAGUAUCAGAGAAAUGAUUGACACACAUACAAACGCAGCAAAUAUAAAACUAGAGCAGGAUGAUGAGACAUCUGAGAAAAGUUUCUACCCAAGUACAAAUACAAUGCACCAGACUAUCCCCACAGAACCAAAUUGUACUAAACAAGGUGAGCACACAGAGAACAUUAAUGGAAACGUACACCCUGCUCAUAUUGCUGAUAAGAAAUUACAUAAGUGUGAUGAGUGUGGAAAAUCCUUCAAAUACAAUUCUCGUCUUGUUCAACAUAAAAUUAUGCACACUGGAGAAAAGCGCUACGAGUGUGAUGACUGUAGGGGGACUUUUCGGAGUAGCUCCAGUCUUCGAGUCCACAAGCGCAUCCAUACUGGGGAAAAGCCCUAUAAGUGUGAUGAGUGUGGCAAAGCCUACAUGUCCUACUCUAGCCUUAUAAACCACAAAAGCACUCAUUCUGGGGAGAAGAACUGCAAAUGUGACGAAUGUGGAAAAUCCUUCAAUUAUAGUUCUGUUCUGGACCAGCAUAAAAGGAUCCACACCGGAGAGAAGCCCUAUGAAUGUGGUGAGUGUGGAAAGGCCUUCAGAAACAGUUCUGGUUUGAGAGUCCACAAAAGGAUCCACACAGGGGAGAAGCCCUAUGAAUGUGAUACCUGUGGGAAAACCUUCAGUAAUAGUUCUGGCCUGAGGGUCCACAAAAGGAUCCAUACAGGUGAGAAACCCUAUGAAUGUGAUGAAUGUGGGAAGGCAUUCAUUACUUGCAGAACACUUCUAAAUCAUAAAAGCAUCCACUUUGGUGAUAAACCUUAUAAAUGUGAUGAGUGUGAAAAAUCUUUUAAUUACAGCUCUCUCCUCAUUCAGCAUAAAGUCAUCCACACUGGUGAGAAACCUUAUGAAUGUGAUGAAUGUGGGAAGGCCUUCAGGAACAGCUCAGGCCUUAUAGUGCAUAAAAGGAUCCACACAGGAGAGAAACCUUACAAGUGUGAUAUCUGUGGCAAAGCAUUCAGCUAUAGUUCAGGCCUUGCAGUCCAUAAAAGCAUUCAUCCUGGAAAGAAAGCCCAUGAAUGUAAAGACUGUGGCAAGUCCUUUAGUUAUAACUCACUUCUUCUUCAGCAUAAGACCAUUCAUACUGGAGAAAGACCUUAUGUAUGUGAUGUGUGUGGCAAAACGUUCAGGAACAAUUCAGGUCUCAAAGUUCAUCGGAGACUCCAUACUGGGGAAAAACCAUAUAAGUGUGAUGUAUGUGGGAAGGCCUAUAUCUCACGCUCAAGCCUUAAAAAUCACAAAGGAAUCCACAUGGGGGAGAAGCCCUAUAAAUGCAGCUAUUGUGAGAAAUCUUUCAACUACAGUUCUGCCCUUGAACAACAUAAAAGGAUUCAUACAAGGGAGAAGCCCUUUGGGUGUGAUGAGUGUGGAAAAGCCUUCAGAAACAAUUCAGGCCUUAAAGUACAUAAGCGAAUUCACACAGGGGAGAGACCUUACAAAUGUGAAGAAUGUGGAAAAGCCUACAUCUCACUCUCAAGCCUUAUAAAUCAUAAAAGUGUACACCCUGGGGAAAAGCCCUUUAAGUGUGAUGAGUGUGAGAAAGCCUUCAUCACAUACAGAACACUUCUAAACCACAAAAAAAUUCAUCUUGGAGAAAAGCCCUAUAAAUGCGAUGUGUGUGAGAAAUCUUUUAACUACACCUCACUCCUUUCUCAACACAAAAGAGUUCAUACUAGAGAGAAACCCUUUGAAUGUGACAGGUGUGAGAAGGUCUUCAGAAACAACUCAAGCCUUAAAGUGCAUAAAAGAAUACACACUGGGGAGAAGCCCUAUGAGUGUGACAUAUGUGGAAAAGCCUACAUCUCACACUCAAGCCUUAUUAACCAUAAAAGUACACACCCUGGCAAGACGUCCUAUACAUGUGAUGAAUGCGGAAAAGCAUUUUUCUCAAGCAGAACUCUUAUAAGCCAUAAGAGAGUCCAUCUUGGGGAAAAGCCCUUCAAGUGUGUUGAGUGUGGGAAGUCGUUCAGCUACAGCUCACUUCUUUCCCAACACAAGAGGAUCCACACAGGGGAGAAACCUUAUGUAUGUGAUUGGUGUGGGAAGGCAUUCAGGAACAGCUCAGGCCUCACAGUACAUAAAAGGAUCCACACAGGAGAGAAACCCUAUGGGUGUGAUGAAUGUGAAAAGGCAUACAUUUCACACUCAAGUCUUAUUAAUCAUAAAAGUGUCCACCGUGGAAAGCAGCCCUAUAAUUGUGAGUGUGGGAAAUCUUUCAAUUACAGAUCUGUCCUUGACCAACAUAAAAGAAUCCACACUGGAAAAAAGCCAUAUCGAUGUAAUGAUUGUGGGAAGGCAUUUAAUAUCAGGUCAAACCUUACCAAGCACAAAAGAAUCCAUACAGGAGAGGAAUCUUUAAAUAUGGCAAAUAUGGAAAGUCAUAGUGGCACAUUCCAGAAGAUGAUCUACUAUGAGGGAGGGAAUUCUCUGGAUGGGACCAGAAUGCAGAUGCCUGUGUGGGAGGCAGAGCAUGCCAAGUCUCAAAGAAAUCAAAUAGAAGAAAAACUUUAUGAAUAUAACAAUUUCUGAGGUCCUUAGUCAUGGUUUAUAAUUUUCAUAGUAUGAGUGAAAGAAAGAAUUCUAAGUGCUCAUGAACAAUUCUAUGUGAUUCAGUUAUAGCAAGAACAGUUUUAGUGUCAAAAUAGUCGAACACUUUAGGACUAUAAAAUACCACUGGAUUUAAAGCCUUUAAAAGUGGCGGAACAUUUAAAAAAUAUAAUCUGGACAUAAAACAUAAAGAUAAGGGUCUUUAGUUAGAAAUCAUUCACUACAAAGAUCCUAUUUGGAUAAAUAAGUGAAUAAGAAUGUAUAAAGUUGGUAUAAUUUUGAGCUCUAUACUUCAGUCAGUGGAAAAAAGAUCCAAGAAGGGCCUCCAACAGGCAAAUUCAGGGAGAGGAUGGUUUCAGGGAAUAUCAGUUUAUUAGUGGGUCAUGAAUUAUAGACUUAACAGUAAUGGUUUGUGGUAGGAAGAUCACAACUUCUGAAACACUUUGGAUGUCCUAGGAAAAGAAAAGGCAUAAUCUGUGACAUAAUCACUUCAAAUGCAUAUUAGUUGAAAUAUACUAUUAAUUGAACUGGUAAGACUAAAGUUUCAAAUGAACUCCCUUAAUAGAUAAUAUAUAUGGUAAAUGAAAACCUGGAAGGUGACAUUCACAUAUACUGAAAGAAUGGAAAGGAUUUUAGUAUCUUCAGUUAAGUAAUGGAACACAUCUUCAACAUGAAUUUGCACCUUACAGAAAACUUUCAGGGAAUCCUAUGAAUAAAAAAAAAAUGUUUCAAAGGAUGGCUUUUUAUUACAAGAGCUAAAUAAGUACCAGUAAUUAAGAAGAAAUUCAUGUUUUAAAAACAAUACUUUGUUUCAGAAAGCAUUGUAAAAAUGUUAUGUACGACAUACAUGUGUAUAUUGUCUGUAGUAAAAUAUGAAUAUGUUCAAAACUCACUUGGCCAUAAAGGCCAAAUAGUUAUGGCAAGAUAAGGGGUAAAAACAAUAAAUGCCUCAAAUGUAAA
Mus musculus (house mouse) is the source of this 9022-nucleotide messenger RNA. RefSeq names its product zinc finger protein 62 (gene Zfp62). Gene Ontology annotation, cellular component: cytoplasm; nucleus. The record is from RefSeq and is a predicted model, not a curated record. The coding region runs from base 5300 to 8044 and encodes 914 amino acids. NCBI's taxonomy places the organism in Eukaryota, Metazoa, Chordata, Mammalia, Rodentia, Muridae. The transcript has 4 exons.